GUAAAAUGGAUGACAAAAUAUUAGACUGUGUUACUUAAAAGCUAGCAGACGACAAUGGAUGCCAGCAGUCCGCAACACAGUCCUAAAAGUCCCAAGUUUACGAAACGUGAAGAUUUGGUAUUAUUAGCUAAACUGGAAGAGGCUAACAGAGCUCUUGAGAUUGAUGAGAAAUCAGUGUCCCUGAGUGUGCCAUCUGAUUCUCCAGAGGUCAAAGGUCACUCCAGACAGGGGUCAGAAUGCAGCGUCCUCUCAGGCAACUCGGUGUCAAGUCAUGUCAGUAAUCUCACCUUCGAUGAAGAAAUAAGUCACUCACAUAAUGCUGCAGCUAGUCCAGUAAAAAAGAAAGCUGCAGAGAAUGAUUCCUGGGUCCAAUGGGGGAGGAUCGUCAAUGACUGGGAGUCAUACUCCAAGAAGAAAUACCCUCAGAUAAAGGACCUGGUUCGAAAGGGCAUCCCACAUCAUUUCAGGGGGAUUGUUUGGCAGCUUCUUUGCAACGCACACAAUUCAGAACAUAAGGACAAAUAUGCAGAGUACCUCAAAACCCCAUCACCCUGUGAGAAAAUGAUACGACGUGAUAUUGCAAGGACUUACCCCGACCAUGAUUUCUUCAAGGACAAAGAUGGAUUGGGCCAAGAGAGCUUAUUUAAUGUUAUGAAAGCCUAUUCACUGAUAGACAGAGAGGUUGGUUACUGCCAGGGAAGUGGUUUUAUUGUUGGCCUUCUACUUAUGCAGAUGCCAGAGGAAGAGACUUUCUCAGUGUUUGCUAAGUUGAUGCAAGAGUAUAAGCUGAGGGAGAUGUUUAAACCAAGUAUGAUUGAGCUUGGACUCUGCAUGUAUCAACUAGAGGGCUUAAUUCAGGAAUUAUUACCAGAUCUGUCCAUUCACUUUCAACAGCAGGGAUUCCACACGUCCAUGUAUGCUUCAUCCUGGUUCUUGACUCUCUUCACCAUGUCUCUUCCUAUUGCAAUAUCUUGUAGGAUCGUAGAUCUGUUCCUCAUAGAGGGUAUAGAGAUCAUAUUCAGGGUGGCGAUUGCAUUGUUACAAACUAGUGAAUCGGAACUACUAGGACUGGACAUGGAGGGCAUGCUAAGAUAUUUUCAAAAAGAUAUUCCUGCCAAGUUUGAAGCUGACCCAGAGGCCUUGUUAGAUGUAGCACAUCUUAUCAAAUAUAGCAUCAAGAAGAUGAAAAAGCUUGAGAAAGAAUACAGCAGUGUCAAGAGCAAAGAGCAAGAAGAACAGGUUGAACUACGGAGACUAAGAACUGAAAACAAGCUUCUCAAACAGAGGAUUGACAACCUAGAAAGGGAGAACCAGACACUAGCAGACCGUCUUAUCCAGGCUCAAGUCACACAGGCCACAAUGCAAGAGGAAAAGUUUGCGCUUAAACGUGAUAUUUCAACUUCAAAGCAACGAGAGGUUGAUCUCGUAGGGAAACUUGAUCUUGCUGAGAAAGAUGUGGAACGAUUGAAUCAAAGGACCACCAAUCUUACAAUGGCAGAGGGGCAAGCAGGAAUCAUGAUACAACAACUUCAAGAAGAAAUCAAACAAUUGAAACUUCAGAUUGACAAUAAUAAUGGUGCCAUGAGAGAACUGAGGGAGAAAAUUCGAGAAAUGGAAGAGUUAAACCGGAGGUUGCAAAAGGAACCAACAAGUGAGAUUCAAUCACUACAAGAAGAGUUGAUUGCUUCCAAACUGAGGGAAGCUGAAGCUAAUCUUUCUAUGAAAGAACUUAAACAAAGGGUCAAUGAACUGGAUCAGUUCUGGAAGAAACACAUGGAGGCCACAAAUUCACCUGACAGUAAAAAGUUGUCCAAAAGCCAGAUGCAACACAUCCAAGAUGAACUUAUGUCGGUGAAACUUCGGGAGGCUCAAGCUUUGUCUGAACACAAGGAAAUGAAACAGAAAGUCAUGGAACUAGAAACACAGAACCAUAUAUGUAUGCAUCAGAUGCGACGUAUGGAUGACGAAAAGGCUGCUUUGAAAGUUCUUAUUGACGAAUCGGAGAAGAGAGAGAAAGAAUGUCUCCACAUGAUUAAAGAAAUGGAGAGAAAAUCUACAAAUGUCUCUUCAAAGAAAAAGGAGGAAGAUAUGAUGUCACGCAUCAAGGACGCAGAACACUCUCAGGCCAUAGCUGAGAUGAGACAGAGAAUUGCAGAGCUAGAAAUUGAGAACCAGGAGCUGGUAACUGCUGGCCAGUUGAAGUCUACAGAUGACGGUGAGGAUGAUAUGGCAGGCAAGAUAGCUGACCUCCAAGAACAGGUGUGGGACCUAAAGAUGAGUCGCAAGAUGCAAAGUGUAUCUAUGAUGAGGCUUGCCAAUAUUGGUUGCGACUCUGAGAGUGACACGGAGAGUCUGGAUGCAACUAUAACAGAAUCUGACAAAUUCCGUUCAUUCAUGACCGAACAAAUGAACUCAUUGGAUAUGAACCUUGAUGGAGAAAAUGAAUUGACGAAUGGUAUUCAGAGCGCUGUGUCAAGGGACGAUUGCAGUACUAGAGAGCUAAUCACAAUAACUGACGAUGAUAGUUCCAAGACUGCUGACUCAGCAUUUUUAGGAAGUGCAAAUAUGGAUAUUACAGCCACUAACACAAGUUCAAUGUCAAACUUUUCCUCGUUAUCAAAUACUCCCGAUUUGGUGAGCUGCUGGUCAGAUGACGCAUCGAGCACCAGUAGCGACCAUAAAUUACCACCACCAGGGGGAGCCAGCAUAGACUCGAAAAAGCGAUCAAGUUUAACACAGUGCAAUACCGCUAAUAAUAAUUAUAAACAAAAUGUGCCAGUAACAGAUGCAGGGUCUGGACCCUCAAUACCCAAGCAUUCAUUGGGUAACAAAGUUGAAGACAGUAAUUUAUUUUCGGAUAUUAAUACAGGGACCCUUUCAAAUAACACUCAAGCAAAUGCUUUACAAACUAGUGCUCAUAAGGAUAUUGAAGGGUCUCGGCAGGACUUAGGUGAUACUAAGGGGUCUUUCUCUGGUGCUGAGGGGGUAGAAGUCCUAGAUCAAAUUGUGACACAAGUCUAGCAAAUGAAAUAAAUGUAAACUCUUGAACUCUCUAUUAACAGUUAAAGGUUUGCUCAAAAUAUAAUGACUAUGAAAAGAGGCUCCUCAAAUGUGUCUUGAUACACUUGAAUAGCCCAGGAAAUUGAAUCUUUUUUGUUUGCCAAUUUAUUGAUGCAACUUUUUGUUCAAAUAUGACACAUUGAGGUGUCAACAGGAAGAAGAUGGACACUGGUGUCACCUGAUCAAUUAUAGUAUUUGGUGUAUUUGAUUGAUGUCAUUUAUUGGAUGUCAGCUGACACAGGGAUUUCACUAGAAUUUCUCA
Owenia fusiformis is the source of this 3322-nucleotide messenger RNA. NCBI's taxonomy places the organism in Eukaryota, Metazoa, Annelida, Polychaeta, Sabellida, Oweniidae. The record is from the annotation of a GenBank genome assembly.